Hirsutella rhossiliensis is the source of this 1458-nucleotide messenger RNA. RefSeq lists its product as uncharacterized. The transcript has 2 exons. NCBI's taxonomy places the organism in Eukaryota, Fungi, Ascomycota, Sordariomycetes, Hypocreales, Ophiocordycipitaceae. The record is from RefSeq and is a predicted model, not a curated record. Bases 1 to 1458 code for a protein of 485 amino acids.
AUGCUUACCCUGACGCAGCCGCCAGCACCCUACGGCUACAAGUCCGUUCAUGAUUUGCCAACGCCGCCCUCCUCCUUCCGCCCUUCUCCUCCCCCGACUCACCCAGAGGCCUCGCACAAGCCGUCGCCGUCCCUCUCCCGCGGCCAGAGCCCCGCGAGCCUGCUCAUGUCGACUCCUCACCGAGGGCUGCCUCCGCCGGCGGCCAUGGCCCUGCCUCCCCAGCCGCCGCCGCCCUCGGCCGUCGCCCCGGCCUCGCACCACCCCCAGCCGUGGGCUAGCCUGCCGCCGCCGCCGCAGCAAUGGCAGGGCGCCGAGGAGUCGAUGAGAAACUGGCUCGUGGCCAAGGCCGAGGAGGAGAAGACGAGGCAAGAGAGCCUCCGCCUGGAGCAGCGACGAGUCGAAAUGGACAUACUGCGAGCCUCGCUCACCGGCGGCAUCCCUCCCCCCAUGAUACCGCUCGUCUUCGCCGGCAUGGGCGCCGGCGGCACCCUCCCCCAGGCCGCCCUGGACUGGGCCCAGCACUUUAUGCAGUCUGCGCAGGGCCAGCACGCCCACCUGCCUCCCCCGCAAAGGCCGCACUCACCCGAACUCCACCAUCGGAGGGGGCCGUCCCCGGCCCAGGGUCACUUUCCCGGUCCCCCCGCGAACCCGGCGCCGACCCAGGGGCCCGCCGCAUACAGCCAGUACCCGGCCUCCCCGACCAGACCCCGCGGCCAGACGGUGACGGGCGCGCUGGGGAGACACGCGCCGAGCGUGCCCAGCCUCGGCCCGAAUCCCGCGCAGCCGGCGCCGGCAGGGGGCGGAGCCCCGAUGGCGCCGUACCAGCAGCAGCCUCACGUCCAGGCGCCUUCGGUCCAGCAGGACGCAAGCCCCUCCAUUUACUUUCAUCAUUGGCAGCCACCAGCGUCACAGGCAGGAAGCGGCGGCCCGAACAGACCAGGAACCCCGUCUGGGGAAACGCAUAGGAAGCGCAAGACGACGGCGUCACAGCAACAUCACCAACAGCAACAGCAACAGCAGCCCAUGCAAGCAGCCGGCGAACAGCGGCUUCGUUCCCCGCCGUCCUUUGUCCCGAGCAGUCAGUCAAACCCACCCACUGGCAGGAGAACACACAAGCGCCAAAGAAGCGACGUUGCGUGGUACCGGCCGCCCGGUCAGGGGCAGGCCGAAGAGCCGGAACGCGCGGGGCGAACGAGGACGCCUAGCCGCGAGGCCGACACGGGCUCGCCGCGAGAGGCGUACGGCGCCGAGGGCAAGAUGCACCCCGUGUCGGCGUUACUGUCGCGGGAGCCGGCCGAGGGCCCACGGUCACACUUUUACCUGGGGUACGGCCCUCAAGCGCCGGUCGCGGAGCGACGCGACGAAGAGGGGGCGGCGCGAGAUAGAGGCCGUUCUCCAGGCAGGGGAGAGGCCAAGCCGGGCGGAGGCGCUGCAGGCUCAGCUGAACCAUUCCGAUGA